ACCCAUUUCAGGAGUGACUGCCUCCGAGACUUACUGCGUUGUCAGAAAAACAAUGCAAAGCAAUAAGCUAGCAAAUAGCUGUAAUCUUUCAGUCGAUGAUGCACAAUCACCCAUUCAGCGAGUUGCAGGCCCGGCUGCAGCCUGGCAGCCUCAUCGGUCUCUGGUGGGAGCGAACGAUCAAGUCGCCCCGGCAUCUAACAGAUGACACCAGGAUGAACGGCGAGCAGAGAGUCGGUCGCACCACAGCAGCCAAGAGAGGAAGCACCGCCCUUAAAAGAUCCGGUGAUGACAUUGAGUACAACAGAUACACUGAGGACCACUAUAAUAGGGUCUUUGACUACCAGCGUGUUCCCUCAGUCCCGGUGGAAUCCAACACGGUCAAGCGGCUUCGUCCUUCAUCAUCCUCCUCCUCCUCUUCCUCCUCCACAGUGGCUCUGAGGAUGAAGAGCAGCAGAGCGUCCAGUGGGAGCAACAACACACUCACCACUUCCUCCGGCAGCAGCAACACUAAAUUGAAGAUGGCUGAGCUUUUUGCCAUAAAGAGAGAGUUGACGGUAAUCAAGGUUCAGAUUGACGGUCUGUUGGACAGUGUGGACAAGAUGGACAGACAGAGGAAGGACUGUUCAGAGUGUCCUCAGAGCAGCGAGCCCAGUGUGUCAGGUUCUCCUCACCACGGUUCAGUCAGCAGUCUGGAGAGAGAAAGUCCUGAACCAGGAGAGGCCAGCGAAGAUGAGCCACUGCACUGCCACCAUUACUACCCCCACAGGAUAAAGCAGUAUCAGUCUGAUCUAGAAGACGACCUGUGAUGCUACAGCCCAGACACAGAAGCUUGAACAGCUGGGAUUGAAGAUGCUUCAAGGAGAUAGAUUUUAUUAUUUGAAUUCGACAUCAUCACUUUUUAAUUGAGGUUUUUCAGUCCAUAAAAAAUGCACGGUGCAUGGUGUGAUGCUCCAUCUGUAAACCACCAUAACAACUACGUGGAUGAAUUACUCCCUUUCAGGCAGCUAUUGAUUUUAACUAUAUUAUCAUUGUACUCUGUAUAAAUUCAAGGGCAGAAACCUGAGACGUUCUUCAGCUACUUCAACAGAUAAUUAACUCUGCUAAUUAUUAUAUUUCGGUAGCAUUGCCCAUGGAAGACACAGAUUCAGUAUAUUUCUGAACAAUUGUCAACCUUGCAAGAUUGGGGACUGUCAUUGUACUGACACUACAGGAAACUGAGCAGCAUUGCGGAGGUUUUUGCUCUCCCUAGAAUUUGACAUGUUCAGUGAUAAUCCAAAAGUAAACUGAUGACUUGUGUUUUUGCAGAACUUUGAGUUGUCGCACAGUCUCUGAAAUAUGAUACAGCAACCAAAGGAUAUCACCUAUUCUAUUAUGUUCAGUACAUAAUACACUGUAAACCAUAUCACUGUACUAUAUUACAACUAAAUAGAACUCAUAUUGACCCCGGGUAUCACACUCUGACCAUGUUAUAUUUGUUAUCGUUCGCUUUCAAUGACAAUGUGUGAAUAAACCAGUGUGGCAGCUCCUUAUCACACACUUCAUUUUCAUCAUUAUAUGUCACCAGUUAGGUAUCAAGCUCAGUUUUACAACUCCUCGUCAAAUUCACUCAGGACACCACUGACUCUGAAACUUUCAUGAAAUUAUUAUUAACCCCUCUGAAAAAUAAUGGCCAUUAGUUUCUGCUUUAAUCUACAGCUUUAUCAAUUAACUUUUGUCAGCCUGUCUCUUCUUUCAGUGUAUUUCUAUUAAGUCACCAAUCUGCUUUACGACACAGUAUUUUAUAUUUCAUAUUUAGUGUGAACACCAUUGGCAUCAUUUUGUCACCAUUAUUAUUAUUUGUAUUCUGGGUCAUUGACUGAUUUUGACGAUGAAUCACAGCCAGCAAGACACGACACAUGAAAACUUUUCCUCCAGCAUCUUUACCCACCUGGACAAUACUGUGUACUGUAAAUAUGUUCAGAACUUAUGUAAAGGAAAAAAAAUGUAAAAUAUGUAUGUGUACAGUAGUGGCUCUCUUUAUACUAAAACACAAUUUCCAAGGUUAUAAAAAAAAAAGGAUAAUGAUUUAAUAAGUAAUUGUGCAACUGAAUCAUUUUGGAAAAACAUACACUGACACUUCAUUUGGCUUCAGUGUAGCUUCUGCUGUUGAUGCUUUUGUGUUUGUUCUCAGUGCUGAAUGUAUUGUAUUUGAAUGUGAGUGUAGUAAAAAAUGUUUUUAUAAGUAAGUGUGUUGCAGCUUUGCACUUAUAAUAAUAACAAUGGGUUGUAUAUGAUUUAAAUCAGGACUAGGAAGCAUUCUCCUUUUACUUGUUCAUGAGUAACAACAGUAGUUUUUCCUCUGAUCUUAAGUGUGAGGUCUAAGGUCAAAUGUCAGUUGGCCUUUUGGACAGUAAGGUUUAUCUUAUCUUAUACUCACAACACUCUCUGUUCCAAUCGCCUGGGGUUUCCCUCUGACUCUGUGUUUUUUCUUUUGGUUUAUCUUUCUAUCUCUCUCUCUGUGCAUGAGUGCUUUACAACAGGAAUGUUUAAAUCAACUCUGAUGUAAAAAUUUGACUUAAACUCCAUCACAACAUCUAAUUGUAGACUAUUACUGUUUCCUGGUCAUUUUUGCUAAAGCCUGUUAUCGUCUGCCCUCCGUCCUCCCUGCCAUGAUUCCAGUCUUUAUUCUAAUCCUCAAUAAUCUGAUGUGUAAAUAUAUAAACUUUGAAUAAACUCAAACCUUUAGUUGAAACACUUUCACAUCCUGAUGGCAUCAAUUAAUAAAGGUGUCUGAGGAAUAAGUAAAAACAAAUACUUCUAGUGUUUGGGGGGCCAGAGCUUUGAUUUGAGGGUUAGUUGCACUUUGUCAAAAUGGAGUUUGCUAUUAUGCUGUUUUCCACACUUACCGAACCCUGGCUCUAAUCAAGUAUUUAGCAAAUAAAUGCUUUUGGUGCUUCA
This is a messenger RNA of Solea senegalensis (Senegalese sole), 2937 nucleotides long. RefSeq lists its product as uncharacterized. The record is from RefSeq and is a predicted model, not a curated record. Lineage: Eukaryota; Metazoa; Chordata; Actinopteri; Pleuronectiformes; Soleidae. The transcript is spliced from 9 exons. Bases 96 to 806 code for a protein of 236 amino acids.